CUGCUUGCAAACCUCUGUAAAAAUACAUUUACAAAAAAUGCUAAUACAGUAUCCUGAAAUCACUGGAGAUGUUCUAGUUUUCAGCCACCAAGUUCAGUUAAUCAAAUGCUGCCUGCUCACAAGAUGUAAAGGAAAUGUAUCCACUGACUUGUAAGAAAAUUGAAACAAGGAUAGUUGUACUCUCUGGUUCCUCUAAAUGUUGGAACAAAUGUGUGGCACAGUGUAAUAUAAAUAAUUUUAGAAGCUUUAAUUGUUCUUGGCCAGGGGAACCAAGUGUUGUCACCCAUCUAGUCCUGUUGCAGGAUGGAUGUGGCUCUGUUGUACAACGGCAUCAUUAUCGAGACAGUUAUGAAGUCCUGCGGGAGCUCUUUUAUUUUUCCUCCGCUACAGCCUGUGGUAGCUUAUAAAUGAUGGCUGUUAGAAGGAUUGGAAGAGGAACUGGGAGUGAUUGAGCUUCUCUUUCAAAGGCUUGACCCUCAGAAAGUAGAAAGAAAUUACGAUAUCACCUUCUUUAAACUUAAGCUCCGCACCCUCCUCAUGCAAUACUGUUUCCACAAUCCUAUCCUUUCACACUUUCUUUCUUGUAAUGCCUCUCUCAGUCUCUCUCUUCCACUCUCUUUCUUAUUCUAAGUGUCUCUCCAUGCAUAUUGCUCUCAGUAAUGAGUGCCUUAUGUGUGCAGCGCAGCGGCAGGGUAGCUGACUAUUUUCUUAUCUACCUCCAAGCAGCAGAGCACAUUGAGCGGCUCAGACCAGCUCAGUACUCAUGUGUGGAUGAGUUUGUGUGUAUGCACAUGCGACCUCCAUUUGGGUGUGUUUAUGAGAGAGGAUUCUUGCAUGUAUGUGUGUGUGUGUGUGAGUACCUUUGUCUCUGUGUUCGCGUGCAUGUGUAAGUGUGUUUCCAGCGUGCAUGUGUUUGGGAUGUGCAGCUCUCUGGCAGUGCCACAGGAGGGGAGUGUUGGUCUGUGAGGCUGUGAGCCCCCAGCCUCCCUCCCCACAUCACAACACGGGAGAUUCUCAGAGGCCUCAUCUCCUUCCAUGUAUUCUUCUUCUUUUUUUUUUUCCCCCUUACUCCUGCUCUACCCUUGGCAUCUCCUUUCUUGGGAAUACAGCUCUCCAACGGCGAGAGAGAGAGAGCGAGCGAGCGACUUAAAGAGGCUGACGCUGUAAGAAUUUGUCUUUCAGGUUUAAAGUCAGUUUUACGUAAUAUCAAAUUUCCCUUCCCUUCCCUCCUGUCCGAUAUUCAGUUAUUUCUGUUGUUGACGUGUCGACAAAAAUAAAGAUUGUGAAAGAGAUUAAAGGCAAGACGGGAGAGGAUGAUGCGAAGAAGUGGAAUAGAGGUGAAACAGAAAUGGAAACAAGUUAUUUAAGAUGGCUUGCCUGCAGGGCACAAAAUCAUACAAUAGUCAGUUGCUCAGUAAGAGCAGACAUACAGUGUAUUCCAGUCUUGGCACUCGCCUGUCCGGAUUCCUCUGCUUGUAAGACAAACACCUGAGCAGAGAAAUACUUGCGAUCUGCGGCACAUCUGAUCUGCGCUACAUCUCAUCUGUUCAAUUCAGUGCCAACGCACACUGCCGCAUUUGUUUAAUAAAUGAUUUAAAAGUCGUCCCCACAAAUGUAUUCUGCCCUUGAGCACACAUAUUAGGAGUCUCUAGCACACUAGCUGCUGGUUAUCAUGCAAAUGGAGCAAGCCAAGCCUAGCUUAGCCGGAUUGGCUUGUUCACUGCUGCAGUACAUUUGUCUUGGUAAUGUCUCCUGUCUUAUGUUAUGUAUGCAUGUUUGAACUGCCUGUAGGUCUGUGUCAAUAUGAGUGUGUUAAACGGUCACAGGCUCCUGUGGGUCCCUGCUACUGCUGCUGCACACUGUGAGUUGUGUGUGUGUGUGUGUGUGUGUGUGUGUGUGUGUGUGUGUGUGUGUGGCCAUUCUGACCCUCAGGGCCAUACGUGUCAGUCUCCUGCUGUUGAGGUCACAGAAAUGAUCAGGGUUCACAACACACACACACAAACACACACAAACACACAUACAAACAAGUCAUAGAGGCUACAUUCCUAAGCAUUUUUAUUUUAUUUAGCGCGCCGUAACCUUCACAUGAGGACUUACUAUUAACCAGCGAUGGAUUAUUGCUAUAGAAUAGUUACGCCUGAGCUAUUGAUUUUCUGUAGAUACUUUGUUUGAAGAAGGAGGCCUUUGUGUGAGUCAGCUGAUGAGUGUGGGAUAGAUAUAGCCCUUUGUAUGAGUCUGUGUGUGUAUUUCAGCCAAAGUUCAGCAGCAUGAAUAUGAUCACAGCACAUCUGUGUGUACAUUAUGUGCAUGUGUUUGUGCGAGGCUGCGUGUGUUUAUCGCUGUGUUCAGUCUAUGUGCUUAAUCCCUCAGAUCAUCCCCUAUUCAUCCUCUCAUCCUCCUCACUUACAGCCCUAAUCCUGUCAUCCCUCGCUCUUUUUUUUUUUUCGCCCAGCCCUUUAUCCAUUUAUCUCUCUAUCCCGUUAUCUCUCGCUCGCAUCCCCUGCGCCUCUGUCUCUGCCCCUGCUCCCUUCGUUUACCCCUUUCCCCCUCCACCACCUCCAUUCACUUAUCUUGCCCUCCCUCCAUCCCUCUGGACCCAGUUCUAGCCAGACUCAGCAGAUGUCUGAAAGCUUGGCAUCAGGGCUUUUUUUUCCGCAGAGUUCAGUCCCUCCCAUAUGAAAAUGCGGUGCAAAGAACUGCACUCUCAUCUCGGCAAAUUAAGCGCCCCCCUAACAGUUUAGUAGUGGGAAGUGAGGGAACUGAGCCCGAGCCAGAAGAAAAAGGCGCAAUGCAACGUGAUACAGAUUCAUGUUCAGGUUGAGGUUUAGAUAGUGGGAUCGGGGCUGGCGCUCCCUCAGUUUUGUGAGACUUCCAUCUGUGUGAUGAAGGCAGCUGCAGCAGAGAUGGUGAUCUAGGAGCCUACCCACGCAGCUGUCUACCUAGCCGUCUACAGACUGGCCUACCUACCACUGCUUUUUGGAGCUGACAAGCUGCCACGCAAUAAAUAAAUCAUCAAAAAAAGCUGCAAUGCAGUGGGGGUCGCGUUCGUGUUCCGUAUUCUCAGGCUGCCAGUGCGUGGAUACAAGACGGCAUCUUCUUCCUUCCUGUUCCUUUUCUCUCUCUGGGGGUUUGAGGAGACAGCAGCAGCAGCUUUCUGACUCCAUCCAGAUACAGGGUUAGAUGGCUAGAUGGAAGGAUGGAUGCUUUGAUGGAUAGGAGGCACUGAGGCUGAGAGGGAGGGAAAGUUUAAAAGAGGGGCGGGAACAAGGGGAAGCAGGGGGAGCAGCAGGACGGUGUAGCGCGAGCGUGUGAAUGACAGACGCAGAGCAAAGAGAAGAGAGAGAGCAGGAGAGAAGAAACUCAGGCUGUCAGGAGGAGAGAGACAGAAAGGCCCGAGGGGGAUCAGAGCAGCAGGGCCAGGGAGACGAAGAAAGGAGAGGCAGAGAGUGACAGGCAAACGAGCCUUGCGUGCUGGAGAAGUGGAAGAAGGGACUCCGGCGAAGGGGAAGGAGGAGGAAGAGUUAGUGAACGAGGGAGAAUUUGAAUGUGUGAGACAGACAGAAGUGGACUGAGGCCACCGUCAGCUCAUGGUCCUAGAGCACAGACAGAGGAGAGGAGGAACAGGAGGAGAGAUAGAGACACAUAUAGAAGAAGAGAGGAGAAGGAACGAGAAGGUGGAGUGCUGGUCAGCAGUUGUUCCUCAAGAUCAGACAAUGAUGGGGCUUUACUACCCUGCAAUGCUACCGGGCUCUCAGGAUUCAACAGGAGGACAGGAGGGCUUGGUGGCCCCACCCUUUACAGCGUUCCCUCCUCCACCCCCUCCUCAAAACGGGCUACCGGGGACGGAGUUUGGCCCUGCGGCCAUGUUUGGUGCUGGGGGCCAAGGUACAGCAGAGGUAGGGGCUGGUGCUAAUGGAGCCACCACUGCUACCACCAACAACAACAACAAUGGAAAGACAGAGGAGACGUCCCAGGGUGAGGCGGGUGUACAGUGUGGUACAGGAGGUGUAGGACCAGGAGGCUCUGCAGGAGACUCCGCAGAGGCUAAAGGAACCCCCAAACGCCUCCACGUCUCAAACAUCCCCUUCCGUUUCCGGGACCCAGAUCUCAGGCAGAUGUUUGGGCAAUUUGGGAAGAUUCUGGAUGUAGAGAUUAUUUUCAAUGAGAGGGGUUCAAAGGGUUUUGGCUUUGUGACAUUUGAGAACAGCGCAGACGCAGAGAAAGCCAGGGAAAAGCUCCACGGCACACUGGUGGAAGGUCGUAAGAUUGAGGUGAAUAACGCCACUGCCAGGGUGAUGACUAACAAGAAAAUGGUCAGCCCCUACCCUAACGGAGAGGCUCUCAGCACACUGCCUUAUGCGGGGUGGAAGUUGAGUCCUAUGGUGGGGGCCGUGUAUGGACCAGAGCUCUACGCAGUCCCAGGGUUCCCCUACCCUUCAGCAGCAGCAGCAGCCACCACAGCAGCGGCAGCGUUUCGUGGUGCCCACCUCAGGGGCCGAGGCCGGCCCGUCUACAGCGCCGUGCGGGCGGCUGUGCCUCAGCCUGCCAUCCCUGCCUACCCUGGUGUGGUGUAUCAGGAUGGGUUUUACGGAGCCGCAGACUUAUAUGGAGGCUACCCUGCUGCUGCCGCUGCCGCCGCUGCCUAUCGCUACGCCCAGCCCGCGGCCGUAACCGGAGCAACCGCCGCAGCUGCAGCCUACAGUGACAGUUACGGCCGGGUGUACACUACAGAUCCAUACCACGCUUUAGCUCCAGCUGCUGCUGCUUACGGAGUGGGAGCCAUGGCCAGUUUAUACCGGGCGGGAUACAGUCGGUUUGCUCCUUACUAAAGCUGCAAAUCACAUCCAAGGAAUUUCACAUCGCUCCAAAACCCCUUUUUCAAGCUCUUUGUUUGACGGGAGCUCCCCUCCAUUUUUUCUGCAGGCGAACUAUAGUGACAACUCAUGUGUUUUGUUGUUUCUUUUUUUGGUGGCGAGAGAGGUCAUUGCCACAUCAUCAACUCAAAACUCUGUUUCUGUACUCGUCUGUCUGUCACUGACGUGGAUACAAUGAAAAAACUGCCAGGAGUGUCUCCCACAUCAAAAAAAAAAAAAAAAAAAAAAAAAAAAAAAUGCCGGAGCCUGCUGUUUUGAACUACGGGGCACAAUUUCAGGACGGUUACCUUUUUAGAAACACUAUGGGACCCGGGAGGAGAGAGACUGCUGUUCCUGUGUGAUCCUGCACACUACAAACCUUUUUUGAACUUACAGUAUAUCCACUGCCCUGUAAGACCUAAUCAGACCUAUAUACACACACUUACAUUGAGCACUCAGUAUACAGUUUCCUCUCCAUUUUCCUUUAGUGUUGGCCUGCACACGAUGAUAGAACUGCCACAGCACAGCGUUACUAGUAAAAAAAAAAAAAAAAAAAGGUACUUAUGUUUUUAAACACUACAUUGACGUAAAGCCCUCCACAGCAGAGACGUCCCUAUGGUUUAGCAUUGUGCUGUAAUAACGAAAAAAACGAAUCAAACUCGGACUGCUCAAUAUACAAGAUGUAGGAAUUAUUGUUGUUCUUUUGUAAAGAUGGCAUACUGAACAUUCAGCCGGAGGAGGGAACUUGGGAGCGUCUGACUGACAGAAACCACUGUUGUCUCGGUAAUAACAGACUAUGAACAACACGGCAUGGGAAAAGCCUCUGUUUUUUUUUUUUUGUUUUGUUUUUUUUUCCUGUUUUGUUUUUUUUGGUCAUUUUCCAUUUCACAUCUUCUCCCAAGUGUAAGAGGAAACACAAGAAAAACACAAAUGUUUUUAAAAGAUCAUUCAAAAAAAGUGUGAAAAUGACAAAGAAAAGGAAACAAGCAACUUGUUUUUUUCUGCAUUACCUCAGUUUUUGUUUAAUCUUAUUCUGUUUUGCUGCCAUUGAUAAGAAGCUGCAUAGAAAUAUAUAUAACGUGGACGUGUUGAAACUGUCCGUUAAUUUCA
Molecule: messenger RNA, 5963 nt
Organism: Thunnus maccoyii (southern bluefin tuna)
Lineage: Eukaryota; Metazoa; Chordata; Actinopteri; Scombriformes; Scombridae
Product: RNA binding protein fox-1 homolog 2-like
Exons: 12
Coding region: 3588-4829 (413 amino acids)
Biological process (GO): regulation of alternative mRNA splicing, via spliceosome; nervous system development
Cellular component (GO): nucleus; cytoplasm
Molecular function (GO): mRNA binding
Source: RefSeq, a predicted model, not a curated record